AUGAAGCAAAAAUCUUUUAAGAGUUUAAAUAAAUCUAUUCAAGACGAGCAGAGUCAAGUCAUUUCAUAGCGUGAUUCAAGCUUGAAUAAGAUUUAAAGAAGCGAAAAUAAAUCGUUUAAUCGCAGAGGGAGAGUAUGUCUCCCUUAUAAGAAGGAGAAUAAUGAUGAUAACAAAAUAAAUGCUGAUGGAGUAUUACAAAAUUUAAGAAGUAAUAGUUAACCUAAUAAUCAAAUGAAAUCAACUUUGCAAACAUUAAAAGAUUCACAAGAAUUAAUUUUGAAUGAAGAAGCAGAUAAUGCUUGUGCAGGUGUUGUUGGAUAGCAGCAAAUUGUAGAUCAAGAUUUACAAUUUUUAGCAGCUAAGCCUGCAUUUUAAAGCAGCUUUGGGUCAUCAGUAAUAGAUUCUUAUAAUAAUAUUAGACCUUAAAGCAUUGUAUAAAAUGCUUAAAUCCUUGAAUAAGAUCGCAGUUUUUAUAAUAAGAAACAAACAUUAUAAAAUGGUAGUCAAGUCUAAGAAAAUCUUAGAUACAGUAGUGUUGGAUAAACGAGUUAAAUAAAAUCACCUAGAGGAUUUAUUGGUUUCUUUUAAUAAAAGCCUUUAGGCACUUAAGUACGUUCUUAUACAACUAAUAUUUCUACUAGUAAUACUAUUGUGCCAUAACCAACGCCUUAAAUAUCUUCAUUGAAUUUGAAAAGCAAAAAGCUCCGCCCACAAAAGGUAGUGGGAAAGAAAUUGCAAAGCAAAUAAAAUAAGUAAACAAUUGAAGAUAAAUAAAGCGAUGAAGAUAUUGACGACUUUAAUGAGGGAACAAACAAGGAUAUUAUUCAAUGCUUAACUUAGAACUAGAUCCAUUAGCUACUUACAGCUUAAAUUGAAAAUAAUUAAUCAGAUGUGAUGGAUAACAACCAUCAAACGGUAGAACACAGUUAAAAAUUAUCCUCAAAACAACAUCGUCCUCCUUCACUUCAUAACUAAAAAUCUACAUCACCUCAAAACAAUCAAAAUUUUAAUGGCAGUCUAAGCGCUUUUGAGUAGUAAAAAACUCUUCAAACAGAAAAUGAUGAUAUUGAUACUCCUUGCCAAAACUAAUCAUAGAUUUUUGCGCUUGACAGUUGUAAAUAUGAUUCCUCAAAUGGGAUGGUUAGCUCUGGUCUUAGCCAAAACUAUUCAAAUUAUAAUGGUGUCAUCUACUUAUCUAAGGAAAAAGCAAAUAUUUCAAAAGAAUAUUUAGAAGGUCUUCAAGAAGUCAUCGAAGACGAUUUAUCAACGUAAAAUUAGAUAGAAUAGGACUGCUUAAAACUGCAACAAUAAAAAAAAGGCUACAAUCAAGUUAGUACAAUUGAGCAACUCAUGAGUAACAACAAUAACAAUAACAUAAUUAAAAACAAUUAUAUGGAAGAGAAAUUAUCUUCAGUUAAAUAGUCUCCAAAAAAAAUAAGAGAUGAUUAUAACAGCUUUGAUCAAAUGAGUGUUGCUAAAGAUUUUGGUUUUUAAAAUAUAAAAAUGGAAUAAGAUAAUGAAAAUAAGAUGGAAUUAAAUAAUAGAUAACAAACUCAAACUCUACUUGUGCAGUAAGAAAGUUCAAAUACAAAUCAAACUGAAUAAAACUAAGCUUCUUAAAAUUAAGAAAAUAAUGAAAUAAAUGUUCAUGAAAUUAACCAGAAUGAGCUGUGUGCUGAACAACAACAAGAUCUUGUUACAGAACCAGACAGAUAAAAUUCUCCUAAAUAAUCCCAUCAGGCUUAAAACUCCAAUUCAAAUAAAUUGCAAAUUAAUUAAAAAACAAAUAUCUCAAUUCAAAAUCUAAACAACGACAGCAAUAUUUAUGGCUCAGAAUCAACAAAUGAUCCUAAUUCAGUCAAAAAGCGCCAUCUCACAUCCUCGCAACUCUCAUAAAAGCACUUUGCCAAAUAUUCUAAAAGCAGUUAGGACAAUAUGAAAGGCCAACAAAAUAGCCUCGACAGUAAUAAUAAUUCGCAAGAAACUGUUAAGCUAUAAUCAAAUUCAAAAACUUUGGUUGAUUUUUCAAAUUACAAUUAAAGAAUAAUCAAUAAGGAAGAUGAUGAAGAGCCAGAGCUCAUCGAAUAUCAAAAACCUAUUCUAAAUUUCCCUCUAACUCUUUCUAACAUCAACUAAAAUCCAUAGGAUUUGGUAAUAAUUAACAAUAAUUAAAAGAAGAGUUAAUAAUUACAAAUUAUCUCAGAUUAAUACUAACUUUGUGAUUAAUUAAAUCAAUAUGAAAACAUAAAGCAAAUGAAAUCGCAAUAAGAUUAAACUCAGCGCGAUUCAUGUGAUAAAUUUCAAUCAUAUCGAGAUGCUUAGCUAGAGUCUAAGAUUCUUUAGCAGACAGAAGAAAAAAAAGUGAGAAAAGCUUCCUUAAAUCAAGGAAAGUUUGUUUAACACAAAAAAACUAAUUCAAAUAUUCGCUUUAGUAGCACUAUUGCCACCAAUAAUAUCAAUAACAACAACAACAAUAAUAAUCUAACUAACUCUCCAAAUUUUUUGGAAUAGUCCUCAUUUUUUGGGGAUGAUACACUAAAAUCAGCUACAGCCUAGAAUAUUUUCAAUACCAAGCAUAAAGCAAGCAGGUAAUUUUUCAACUACGAUGACUAUUAAGAGGCUUACAAAAAUUAAGGAUAGAUCUAAUCCAUUUAGCUCAAUAAAAAUAACUCCGGGUAAGAAAAUGCAAAUUACAUUACAAAUGUGAGCAAUGCAGAAAAAGAAAACGUAAGAUAAUACGAAAAUAAUUAAAAUACUAAUUUUCAGAAACAAAGCACUCACUUAAAAAUGAAUAUUGCAAAGGAGCCAACUUUAAAUGUUUAAUAAAGUCACCCAACUUCUAACUCACCUAUUAACAAUACUUAUUUUGCUGAAAGCAAUUAGAAAGUUAAUGCAAAAAAUGAAGCAAAGCAAGCCAAUUAGCUUUAAUCUGAUUAGAUCAAAAUAAAUAUAAUCAACAACGAUAACAACAACAUAGAAAAUAGAAGCAACAUCCAAGAAACAGGUUUAAAAAAUAGACUUAUAAAAAAUGGAGACAACUCACCAUCAAUAAACAAUAAUCACACUGAUUAUUUAAGUUUUUGGCUAAUCUUUAAGAAAAAAGCUGAUGCUCAAAGGUCUUUUACUUGCAAACAAUUUUGCCAAAUGAUAUGGCCUCAAACAUUAGAUAGAAAGUAAAGGAGAGAUAAAGAAUUGGUUCUUUAGCUCUAUGAAACUGAAUUCAGUAAUGAAAACUCUCAGCACAUAAACAUCUUUGAAGCUUUGAGCCAGUACUACUAUAGAUUCACUCAUGGUGCUUUCUAUAACUAAAUGGAAGACAAAGAAAAUCAAUCCAGAAAAAUAAUAAGAGCAAACACCUAGUACAAUAUGAGCCAGCAAAAAAACAUCGAUGAAGUCAGAAAACCCUCAUCUCUAAUGGAUCUAUUCUAAAAUCACAACUCUAGCUUUGAAAUAACUUUGUUUUCUCUCAUACACAUUUUGGCCUUUUUAAAUAACUACAAAGAUUUUCUUGAUUAAACCAAUCGAAAGGUGCUCAAAAAAUUUUAGCUUAUUUACUUGCUUAUAAAAAUUUCAAAUAUAAUUCUUUAGAAAUUUAAACAAAACACAUUUGACAAAAGUAUCUAAAUUCUCAACAAAAAUGUCUUAGACUUUCUCAACGAUAUAUUUUAUUUGAUAUUUUUAGACUCUAUCCAGUAUAUAAUUGGCUAAGAGAAACUAGAAACCCACUAAAUUAAUGUAAAGUUAUAUGAUAAAGUAGAGUAAAUAUAAUUAUAAUUAACUACCACUGAAGAUAUUAUCUAAUUCUUUUAAAGAAAUCAAACCAUAUAUUAAAAAACUUAACAAACUGUUUGA
Tetrahymena thermophila SB210 is the source of this 3852-nucleotide messenger RNA. RefSeq lists its product as hypothetical. The record is from RefSeq and is a predicted model, not a curated record. The transcript is spliced from 3 exons. NCBI's taxonomy places the organism in Eukaryota, Ciliophora, Oligohymenophorea, Hymenostomatida, Tetrahymenidae.